Molecule: messenger RNA, 1622 nt
Organism: Bolinopsis microptera
Lineage: Eukaryota; Metazoa; Ctenophora; Tentaculata; Lobata; Bolinopsidae
Exons: 10
Coding region: 146-1537 (463 amino acids)
Biological process (GO): carbohydrate biosynthetic process
Cellular component (GO): membrane
Molecular function (GO): sulfotransferase activity
Source: RefSeq, a predicted model, not a curated record
UGUACAUGUAAACGAUGUGAAUCAUGGCACAAUCUCGAUAAACCAACUUCAAGCCUCCUGCAAGACGAGGGUCCUUGCAGCUCCAGACAUCAUAUCUCUACAGAUCAUCUACUCAGAAACCAGAAACGUUUCAUUUUUCAGAAACAUGGUCAGAUGCUCCAAAGUAGUUAUUGUUCAGCUGUUAGCUUUUAUUGCAGUAUUGGGACUGUUGAACUUUUACUUCAACAAUGAAGAGACAGAGACCUCCGACACGCAUUCAUUUAACGAGAAGUUACCUACUCGGAUAAAGUUCCUCCCUUCUGCCGGCAGUGAGGCACACCAAGAUGAACAGGAGAACACCGAACCACCAGAGACAGCCUACAACAAGACAUUGGACCCAGAGAGUCAGGAAACAGAGCAAGAGCAAACUGAUGAGCAAAAAGAGACGUUGAGAAUGCAACAAAAGGAGGCGGAAGAAAUGCUGAGAAAGGAGCAGCAAGAGGUAAGGGAGAAGGAACAACAAAAGGCAGAAGAAAAGCUGAAAAAAGAACAAGAGGAAAAAGAGAAAAUGCGCAAGGAGCAGGAGCAACGAGAGCUUGAACAGGAAAAAAGCAAGUCCCCUGAGGUCGUGAUAGAUGAGAGGAUGCAAAGAGUGAAGGAAGUUUGCAAGAGACUCAACUAUCCCAACUCAAAUCAGUACAAUAUGUAUCUAUUUGGGAAGUACGGUAAGGGUGGUAUCUCAUGGUGCCCAACCUUCAAAGCCAGCAGUUCAACAUGGCGGGAUUUCUUCAUUGACAACGUGUUGGGGUCCCAUGCUAACUUCAUGGGAGUGCAUUACCAUCUGGGGGUGCUGGGAAACCAGAUUCUUACUAGGGGUUCAAUGAGAGGGUCCUCAAACGAGAGGAGGAGAUUGUUCAGAAGCGAGUCAACAGAGAGUGUUCGGUUCACUGUAGUCAGACAUCCUAUCUCUAGAUUGAUAAGUCACCUACGAAAAGCACAGAACUACCCCAAGGAAGUGAGAGCCCAAAGGGGGGACUGGGUUGAGGAGUGUAUUAUAAACGGACGAACAGACCCCAAGUGGGACAGUGCUACCAGGACCAAGUACAAGCGCGAGUUUGACAUCUAUAUAAACGAGAUUGAUUCUGGUAGACACAGCUCUUACUCAGAGGAGAACCCCUACCUUCACCCGCCUUACCCAGUUUUCCCAGAACUUAUAGAUUUCGUCAUGAGACAUAGGGGUCGAGACGAUAAAGGUAACAACGGACACUGGAGACCCACAAUUGAGUGGUGUGAUAUCUGUCAGAACGAUCUCGAUAUUAUUAUACAGCUUGAGGAAGAACCGGAGGAGUUGAUGGUCCUGCUAGACCGUCUCCAGAUGACACAGUAUAAGGCGAGCUUUCUGUCAAAACACAACUCAUCCAGCAACAAAUCUGCCUCAGCUGAUGAAAUAAAACUUUACGUUAAGCAGCUUAACCGAGAACAGAUUGAAUAUUUAAAUAAAAUGUACGCAGCAGAUUUCGAGAUGUUUGGGUAUGAUCCUAUUGAGAUGAUAGCGUGAUAAAACGUAAAUUUAAUACGUUGAUUUAAAUAAUGAUAAUAAUUUAUUGUGAUUCAAUGUAAUUUAUUUCUUUUUAAUUUCUGAA